UUCACUGCUCCGCCGGUGACGUCAUGGUGUCCGCGGAGGCUCGGGGUUGGCACUUUGUUUUGGGGCAGAGUCCAAAUAUGAAAAGGGGGGCAAGGGGGGCAUUUAAUGAUGGAGUCGAGUGUUUGACAUUGACGGGGUGAAUGGCAGAAAAAUGAUGCUUGGUUGUGGGGUGACACAGUGGCAACAGUGGAUAAGUCAGUGACCUGGAGGAGAGGGGAGGGGGUAAUAAAGAAAGCGGGAUGUCCGGAUCAAUAACACCAACUAAUGUUUGGAAGAAAUAGCAAGAAUUUCACGUGUAAUGCUUUUUUUUUUUUUUUUUUUUAAAGUGUGCCUAUAAUAUGAAGCAGAUAAAUGUAUGGGUUUUGUGUAUAAAUUACCUUGCAGUGUGGCGCCAUCAUGUGGUAGCUCCAAAAAUAUGAGGAGGACCCAAAAGUUUCAACAUGGCUCCCUAGCAACCAGAAGCUCCUGCCUGGACACAGAGGGAAGAAGAGCCAAACACUGCUCCACUCAGGUGGGCCACAGGGUUUUGCUGCUUGAGCUGCAGGUAUUAUGUAAUUCGUCGUGGGAAAUUUGUGUUAAUUUUGUCCGCCAUGCGGGGUUUAAUUUAACAUGUUUUAUGUUAAUAUUAAGGUUAGCGAGCUGGUGGCACAAUAAGUUUAGAGGCUAAGUGAAGUUAGCGUGAAUGUGUGGCGACAUUUAGUGUGAGUUUGUUUACUAACCUCAGUUCUUAGUUACCAUGUGGCAGUGUAAUUGUCAUGGUUUUUUCUUUAGUCUCCCAAUAGACUAUUAGUACACUAAGGCAGGAUGUAUGCAGUGUAAGGGCAAACUGACUAACUAUUGUUAUUUAGUGUUAGCAGUCAAUUUCAAGACAGAAAAGUCAUGAUACAGAGUGAGAAACAAAAGCACCGCGGUGACGAGGAGGUGGUCAAAGAGCUGUGCAUGGCCAAUGGAGUGUCCUAUGAAAAAAUUGCACAAGAAGGAACCAACAUCAGCGUCCUGGAGAUUUUCUUCUCUGGUUUUCCUCGCAUGGUUGGGCUUUCCUUCUUCCCAAGGCUCUGCCAGCUUACUGUAGUGGGCCAGAACAUAAAACACAUUGAAGCACUCGAGUGCUGUCCUCUGCUUCAGGAGCUCUGGGUAGUCCAGUGCCAUCUGACAGAAAUAUCUGGACUACAGAAUUGUUUACAGCUAGAGAAACUCUACCUUUAUGAUAAUCAAAUCUGUGAAAUAAAUAAUUUAGAAUUGCAGAUCAACCUAGAAGUCCUGUGGCUCAACAACAACUGCAUUACUCAGAUACAGGGCUUGAACACGCUUCAAAACCUCAAAGAACUAAACCUUGCUGACAACAAUAUUGAAAAGAUUGGGCAUAGCCUUGAUCCUAAUGUCAGCCUUCAGAAUCUUAAUCUGUCCGGGAACAAGAUACGUUCCUUUAAGGAGCUCACCUGGCUUGCCCGCUUACCCCACCUGAGAGAACUAGCACUGAAGGACCCCACGUCCACCCCAAACCCAGUGUGUCUGCUGUGUAACUAUGCCACACACGUUCUUUACCACAUGCCAGGCCUCCAGCGACUUGACACCUAUGAUGUCUCAAGCAAGCAAGUCAAGGAAGCAGCUGAGUCCACAGUAAUGAAGAAAAUGAUGUACUACAACAUGCGUGUACGUACUGCUCAGAGGAACCUGGCAGAGACCCGGCUCAGCCUGACAGAGAGGAAGAAAACUAUGUUACAGUUACCUGAAGAAUGCGUCAGAACAGUCAAUCACACCCUCAAGAAUCUUGAACAUGAGCUCUCCAAGGUGCCGGCUACAUGUAAGAAGUCUGCCUGCACGUUGGAGGAUGGAUUGACCCACCUGGUUGAAGGUUCGGCCGACAGAAGUGACCCAACCACUGACAUCAGUCGUGAUCCUGCCAUGGAGCACAAAAUACACAGCAAGAUAGAAGCGCUGAGGGAGAGACUGCUGCUAUGGACGAGGAGGCUGAAUGAGAUUGAAGCCUGGUAUGAGCGUGAUUUGGCCCAAGCCACAAACAUGAUGGAGUAUACUGUCCAGUUUCUGUUGAUGGAACUAGAAAGUGUUGGAAAUAUUCGUUUGGAAGAAGGCUGCUCCACAGACCCUUGGUUUACUUCCUGUUGCGACCUCCUGCUGUCCCGCUUCUCUCGUUCAGACUUCAAGGUGCAUGGCAUCACUGGCAUUAAGAUCAAUAGAGUUAUCCGCAUCCACAACAGUGCUUUGAGGCUUCGCUUUGAGGACAAACUUCACACCCUUCUAGCCAGCGAUGAGUCUGCAACUACACACAGGAAUUACAGACGUCGGCUGGAGCACUUGUUCUACACAGCUGACCCUGAAAAAGGCAGUGAGAAAGAAGAAAUUUUGUGCAUUGUAGAGGAAGGCUUCAAAACAGCUGAACAGUAUAAGGCUCUGGAGAGAGAAGGUAUACCUUUAUCCAAUAGCCUGAGUGUGACCGAACAGCCCAGAAUUGAACAUGCACUGCGUCAGGCCAGACAAGGCGAUUCCAAGCACAGUACGGAUACAAUCCCCUUCAGGCACGGUCAGAUUAUUGUUUCUAAAGUGUUUGUGGGCCAGAGCAUGCCUGUUCGCAUGGGAGAACGAGUGGACAGAAGCAGCCAUCACAGAGCCUACUCUGUGUAUCGCAAUGUGGACACUAAGCAAAGAACUGCAGUGGGAGAAGAGAGACCCCGCUCCUCCAAAGCACAAACUGGUCCUGAGUGCACUCCCCGCCGAAGGCAGUGGUUUAUGUUUGAGCAUGAGCUUGUCCUGCCUGAGUACAUCAUAUAUUUUGAUUACAUCAGUGGGGAUCAAGAACAACCUGCAUUGUCGGGCCACGGCACGGGCAGAGAUGAUAGUCCUUCCAAUGAUAUCAUCCUAGACAAGGAAGUCCUCAACAUGGAACCUGUGCUGAAACCACAGCCCAAGUUGUUGAGCUUAGAUGAUAAAAUUCUACUGAAUGUUGCCAGAGCCAAUGUCCUCAGUCAGAUCACUGUGCUGAACCUUCAUGGCAACAGUCUGAGUAAAAUAAAGGAGAUUUCCCGCCUUACAGCUCUUCAGCAUCUUACCAUCAGCUUCAAUGAGUUCACACGCCUUGAUGACAUUUCUCACAUGCCCAACCUUGAAUUUUUGGAUGCUAGCUAUAAUCGACUAGUGGCCUUAGAAGGGCUGAGGGGGUUGGGACAGCUCAAACACCUCGACGUGCGCUGGAACAAGUUGACCAACGCCAGAGAGGAUACGGCUGUGCUGAGAAAACACACACCCGCCCUGCUGAAGCUUGACACCCGAUACAACCCCUGGAACAGGCCUGAAGCAGUCAGAAUGACCAUACUGGGCCGUCUCAUAACCCUCACACACCUGGAUGAUAUGAUGGUAGCAGAGGAGGAGGCUGCUGUUGCUCUUCAGAUGGCUGCUGGAUCCAAAAUUAACCAGGCAUCUCUUCUGGCUCACUCGCGUACUGACAGUGAUCGUCCCCGCAGUCUCAGCCUGCUGUCAACAGCCCGGCUCCUGUGUCUUCUCAGUCCUGCACCCUGGGGUCUCAACCGAGAGCUGGAGCUAGACUGGACUGCAAUGAUCACUGCUCUGAACCUUGACAGCCAGAGGAUUUCCAGACUGAUCAAUCUGAAUAAGCUGGUCAACCUGCGCUGGGCCUCCUUUAAUGAUAAUGACAUUUCUAAAGUGGAAGGUCUUGACAGCUGUUUAAAGCUGGAGGAGCUUUCCCUCAACAACAACAACAUUAGCACACUCAAUGGCCUAUCCAAACUGCAUUGCCUAAAUAAACUAAGUGUAGAUGGGAAUCAGCUGUCUAGUCUGGAUGCCUCAGUCCUAGAUCAGCUGCCCAACUUGUCCUUCCUGUCUGUGGAGGACAACUGCAUCAGUUCCCUGCAUGGCAUCCAGAGAGUUCGCUCCCUUCUUGAGCUCUACAUCGGCAACAACCACAUUUCUACCUCACAAGACAUCUACUUUCUGAAGGGAUUGACAAACCUCAUCAUUCUGGAUCUUUAUGGGAAUCCUUUAUUGGAGAAACUGGAAAACUAUCGGAUUUAUGUAGUGUUCCACCUACCCUCCCUAAAAGCACUAGAUGGCAUUGCAGUGGAGGUAACAGAGUGUGAAAGUGCAAAGGAUAUGUUUGGAGGAAGACUAACCCCUGACAUGAUAGCAGAGAAGCUGGGCCACUCAAACUACACAGACAUCACCUACCUCACCCUGCAGUCCUGCUCAAUUAGGAUGGUUGAUCUGUGUCCAGCAGACCUCUUCUGUAGCCUGCGCAGUGUCAACUUAGACCACAACAACCUCACCUCCUUCUCAGGCCUCAUCUACCUGCCCAACAUCAAAGCUCUGUGUCUGAACUACAACCACAUUGAGUCCAUCCUGCCCAGACAGAAGACUCAUAUGACAAACAGACAGAUACUGCACAGCAAAGUUCACUCCAGUGGUUACGGCCAGCAGAGCCCAUCCAAAGGCAAAGGGGAAACUGGGCCCACUGGCAGUCUGGAGCCACUGAUGGGCAGCCUGGAGGUGCUGCAUUUGAGUCACAAUGGCAUCUCCAAUAUGGCCAAUCUUCAGCUCAGCAGGCUCACCAAUCUUAAAGCGCUCUUUCUUCAAGGUAAUGAGAUCAGCCAGGUGGAAGGGUUGGAGGGGCUUCACCGGCUCAGAGAGCUUGGGCUGGACAGGAACCGGAUCAAAGCUCUGGCUGAAAACUCUUUUAUAGCCCAGAACGUUCUGCUAGAACUGCACCUAGCAGAGAACCGGAUCCGGGAGCUCAACCAUCUAGAUCCUUUGACUGAGCUCCGCAAACUCUUUCUUGGCAUGAACAAGCUGCAGGAGAUCACAGAGCUUGACAAACUAGAAGUUCUUCCUUCGCUGAUGGAGCUCUCUGUUGUUGGCAAUCCUGUGGCCAAAAAUUCUCUGCACAGACCAGCGGUAGUGCUUCAUCUGUCCCAGCUGCAGGUCCUGGAUGGAGUAAUGGUUACCCUGGAGGAAAGAACCAGGGCUGAACUCCUCAGUACUGAUUCAUCACCAUGCUCCCAGUGCCCUGGAGCUUCGCUUCCUGCUACUGAAAUAAACCUACCUGGACUGUUACCCCUCAUGCCUCGACACAACCCUCUUAGAGGAAUGAGUAUGAGUGGAGGACUACAGAACUUUAUGCAUGGGCACGAUGUCCUGCCAAGUAACGUGGACGAGGCCCAAUCUCAUUACACAUACAAGCACAAGAAGCACAAGCACGGUAAUGCUGCUCGAAGCGGCCAAACUGACAUUACCUUUAGACACAUUCGAAAAGCAGUAAGCAACCUGACAACAACAGGCCUUCUUCCUGAUGGGAACAGAGUCAUCGUCACGUAUCCCAACCAGGAGCAAGACAGCAGGUUAAUUUCCAAAUAGUGGCAAACCUCCAUCCAUGUAGUGGCCAGAGGCAAUGGAGUAUACACUGAUAGUUGUCGAUCAGUACGUAAUCCAAAGGUGAACACGUGCAACAACCAUGACUGUGGUGUGGUCACAUAUCAUGGUAUUUUAGGACAUCAUAUCUUGAAGGUGGUGUUUCUGUAAGUGUGCCUUAAUGUAUUUGAGCAUCCGCCUCUGUUUGCAUAUUUAAUGGUGAAAAAGUCAGAACAUAGGGCAAAUCAAGUGCCGUAGUUUUUUUCACAAAGCAUUAAAUAACCUUCUGUAACCUUUUUUUGCUGUUUACAUAUCAAUAAAUCACCUUUGCGGCUCACUGAAUUUUAGUUGAAACUAAAACAUGUUCAGGGUCAAAGAAAAUUAGGCUUGAUUAUAGUGCUUCCCUUUCAAAUGCAUUUAUAAUGACGGUGACCUUAUUUUCAAUCCACAUAUGUGGAUCACUAACCAUGGUAAUCUGAGGAUGAGAGGUUUUGGUGUCAUUUCUACUGCUAUCCCAUCCUUGGCCCCAAACAAGUGAAAAAACACCCACAGAUGUAAGGGUGUGUGAGGGUGGCACGCAGCCUCCAUUGGGUCAAAUGCAUCCCCAACAAGUAGAUAAUCCAGCUUUAGCACACCUCUCUGUGGACAAUAAUCUGCAGUCACUCAGAUAAAGAUGUAAUCUUGAAUGAGGUCCAAAUGGAUUUUCAGAGAUUGUCAUUUUCAUCAUGUUAGCCUCUUUUCGAAAAAAACUGAUAGGCAAAUCUUGCGUGUUGUAACUGGAAAUGAACCUACUCCACUUGAUAUUUAUGAUGUUAGAUCUCCUGAACAUGAGAUUAUAAACCUCUAUCUUCCUGUCAGUUUAGUCUGGUAAUCUAGAAGUCCUGUAGUUAACACCAGUCUGAGCCUUAAAUGUGGGUGUGAUAAAAUGUAAUACAGCCUACAUAUAUUAUGUGACCUAUAAUUCUGGUAAUGAACUGGUAAUGUGAGAUGACAUCUCAUCCAUCGACUUAGGUAUAAACAUAGGGAAAGAGAGUAAUUGUCACUGUCACCAUGCAGACUGUUGCCAUCUGUCUCAACGACUUAUUGUAAAGUUAAAUGAUUAUUUUAACUUGAGAUGUUCACUUUUUCAUAAUACAUAUGUUUUUCAUAUUUCUUCCACCAACCUGAACUAUGGACUUUAUGGAUGAGUGCUGUUAAUGUGACCACUAGGUGUCCUUAGAGCUCCAUUAUCUCCCGCCUUCACUGCACCACUAAUCAGUCCUCAAUGAAUUUACCACCUGCCCUGUAGGUAGUAAUACAUCAGUUGAAGGCAGAUACGUGUGUGCAUGCCUUAUUUUUUUGCGUUUCCUGCCUGUGUAGCCUUUGCUGAACAUGUGAGGCAGCAGCCAGCUCUAGGCAGCAAAAGUGAAAAGCUCUCCCCAAACAAGCUCCUCUAAUGCAUGUACUUAACUUCACUUAAUUUGUGUUAAUUCCUAGCAUUAAGCGGGGCUAAUGACUGUGCAAGCGAGUGCACUGUCAUUACCUUGCUCUGCCAGACAUCAAAUGGCAGCUGAUGGACUCACAUAAAAAAGAAAAGAAAAAAACCUCUAAUGCACAGAUUUGGGGGCUCAGUGAGAGCUCUCUAAUGCAUUAGGUAUUGCAAAGGAUAAUUACACAUUUUAUAUUUGUGUACAGUAUGUGCAGUAUGGAUAUGUUUGAGGUAAAGCUGUUUUUAAUGCAAUUGUAUUUGUAUGUGUAGUGUAAGCUUAUGGUGAGCAUACCACUUCAUACAGUAUGUUUCUUUUUGCAUAUCGGUCAGUAUUUUUAACAUUAAAAUGACAUUAGCAUAAAGAAUGUGAAUAAUUCAUCAGUACUGAGUGAACCCAGAUGCACUGCUUUCUCUCUCUCUCUCUCUCUCUCUCUCUCUCUCUCUCUCUCUCUCCCCCUCUCCCUCUCUUCGCUCCUCCAUGUGAGUAGACCACAUGGUUCGUAGCUGGUUUAAUGGGAUGGAAUGUGACAGGUUAUGUUUUCAUCUGCCUGAUAUGGAGCCCGGCUCGGGCGGGAGGGAACGAGAGGGUGGAAGAGAGACGGAGAGGGUGGAGAGGGGGAAGUGAGUUGGUGUCUACAGUUGUAGUCUGGAUUCAUAAUUAGACAUGUUUGUGCUUGUUGUGAAUCCGUUAUAGAUGAUGCUCUUUCCCCCAUCCCCACUAACACACACACACACACACACACACACACACGCACACACAGAAAAACACAUGCUCUGUAUGGGGCCAUUACUGCUGGUCCACUAACUCCCUACAUUUGCUGUGUCUGUGCAUUCAGAGCACCAUUAGUCCAAGACUCUGUGAAUAAUUGCUGAAUGGACCAUGUUUUCAGUGCUAUCUACUCAGGUUCUAGUGUUGGUUGAUGUUGUGGGUGAAGUGAGAGGGAUGAGGACAAUGAUUGACGUUUGAUGCCAAAGAUAACGCAGCAUCUUGUGCGAUGCUUAUCGAAGCAGUAUGUGAUGGAUGACAAUAACAUUAAACUCCACAUGUAUUACACAUUUACCAGCUUGUAUUAACUUUAGAAGUGCUUUGGUAGAGGUUACAAUUACAUCAACAUCACCACUUGACUUGGAAUUGCUGUUGUAAAAAUGAAAUGUUCUCUCCACAUUCGGCUGAUAAUGGCAAACAACUGCAGGUCAUCAUCAAAAUAUAAAUUAUUAUUUUUUUAAAAGGUGCAUAUUAUGUCCUGAGUUCAUUUUUUAUCCCCACAAAUACAUUCUCUAUUCAAAAACAAUCUUGCCAUAUUGCCUCUCUUGAAAUCUGUCAUUGAGUUAUUGUUGUCGCUUGUCAUUUUCCUGUAAUUUGUUUCCUGUGUGGCUCCCUAGAAUAAAGAGCGAAUGGAGGAAGCGAAUGGGGAAAAUACAGAUAAAAGAAUGUAGUGAGAGUGACAAUUAGAAUGACAAGGAAAAUGCUUUUAUUUUGUGUAAACAUUUUGGAGCACGCCUCGCAGAAGCAUUAAAUCUUAACUGCUAUUCA
Messenger RNA from Dicentrarchus labrax (European seabass), 8378 nucleotides. RefSeq names its product leucine rich repeat containing 9 (gene lrrc9). The transcript is spliced from 32 exons. The coding region runs from base 880 to 5382 and encodes 1500 amino acids. The record is from RefSeq and is a predicted model, not a curated record. Lineage: Eukaryota; Metazoa; Chordata; Actinopteri; Moronidae. Gene Ontology annotation, molecular function: protein binding.